Cottoperca gobio is the source of this 2698-nucleotide messenger RNA. It is a transcript of the gene trim69, whose product is annotated as tripartite motif containing 69. The transcript has 6 exons. Gene Ontology annotation, molecular function: protein binding; zinc ion binding. The record is from RefSeq and is a predicted model, not a curated record. The coding region runs from base 131 to 1774 and encodes 547 amino acids. NCBI's taxonomy places the organism in Eukaryota, Metazoa, Chordata, Actinopteri, Perciformes, Bovichtidae.
ACCCACUUCAUUCCCCCACACUGAACAGGAAGACUGGAGGCCAAAGAGAGCAGCCACACUCUGAAGGAGAGGAAGGACGUGGAGGUCCAACUGUACAGUCAGAACAAAGGAAAACAAUCAAGGUAAAGGAAUGAGCAAGAAUCAGAAAGACGUGAAGAAAAUCCAGACAGUUUAUCUGCAGAACUUGGAAAAACUUAACCAGGGGAUAAAGUCAGAUAAGAAAAGUUGGAAACCAAAGGAAGGAGACUUUGCUACACCGAUGGAAAAGCUGCGACAGCCUCCCAUAGCUGGAAAAGUAACCAAAAGCUCAGCACACAGAAUCAGCAGAGAUCUUACCUGCUCCAUCUGUUUGGAUCUUUUCAAGCAGCCGGUGUCUUUGCCCUGUGAUCACACCUUCUGCCAGGGGUGCAUCGAGGGUUACUGGACCGGCCCCCGGGGCACCAUUCAGGGAGGCACGGGCUCCUGCCCUCAGUGCAGGAAGGUGUACCCCGGGGAAAGCUACAGGCCCAACCGCAUCGUUGCCAACAUCGUGGAGAGCUACUGUCAGGGUCUUGAGGAGAGCGGGACUGGACCUCGCCUGGCAGACGUUGAGGUGACGGAGAGGGUUCCUGCUCCGGUCCCAUGCUGCAGCAGACACAGAGAGGAGCUGAAGCUUUACUGUGAGGAGGACCAGGAGCUGGUGUGUCUGGUGUGUGGACUCUCCCAGGAGCACAGGAAUCAUACCAUGGUGUGUGUCCAGGAGGCUGAACAGAAGUACAGGGUGUCUCUGAACAGCUCCAUGGAUUCACUUAAAGUUGAGCUCAACACGGCGCUGCAGUGUGACAGGGAAGUCGAGGAUGAGGUUAAAAAGCUGAAGGAGCACACCGCUGACCUGAAGCAGCGUAUUGAGGCUCAGUUUAGCGACCUCCACCAGUUCCUGUACCAGGAGGAGAAGCUGCUGCAGGUGAAGCUGAAGACGGAGGAGCGCAGGGAGCUGAUCCGACUGGACGAGCACAAGGCCCUGCUGUGUGUGGAGAUCUCUCGUCUGCAGACAGCCGUCCACGAGAUAGAGGACAAGCUGAGAGAGCAGGACGCCUUCACCCUGCUCCGGAGCAUCAAAGUCCUGCUCCAGAGGCCUUCACUGAAGUUUGAGAAACCAACAUUCACACCGCCCAGUCUGUGCGAGGGUCGGUUUGCGGGGCCCCUGCAGUACAGAGUGUGGAAAUCUAUGAAAGGAAGCAUCUAUCCAGUUCCGGCAGCCAUCACGUUUAACUCCAGCACGGCCAACCCUUGGCUCAGCCUGACCUCCUCGCUCACCUGUGUUCGCUACCAGACCUUUAACCUCACCGUGCAGGACAACCCCUACAGGUUCAACGCUGCCCUGUCACUGCUCGGGAGCCAGGGCUUCACCCACGGGCGCCACUACUGGGAGAUUGAAGUCUACAGCAGCACAGUCUGGACUGUGGGGGUGGCCCGAGAGUCGGUGCCCAGAAAGGGGGUCAUCAAAGCCCUCCCAGCCAAUGGCUUCUGGACUCUCUCCCUGUCUUACGGGAUACAGUACAUGGCUGGCACUUCACCCCCCACUGUCCUGUCCCUGGAGGAGCCUCUGGCCAGGAUCGGUGUGUACCUGGACUACAAGAGGGGCCUGGUGUCCUUUUACAACGCAGAGUGCAUGGCACACCUCUACACCUUCAGGGAGACCUUCACUGAGACGCUCUACCCGUACUUCAACUUGGGCUUUCUGGAUAAAGUGCAUGAAAAUGAGCCUCUCAAAGUUUUCCUACCUAAGAUUUAAAAAACUGUGACAAAAAUGCAACUGAAAAGGGAACAUAAGGUUAAAAAGUUACCAAACAAACAUUAAUCAUUUAUUUUUACUUUCUUUGUACAGAAGUAGAGAUUUGUAAUGUGCAUUGUACUUUAGAUAUUAGAACUGUCCAAUAUAAACAGAUGUUUCUUAAAGGUCCUGUGGAGUUGUGAAACAAACAUUCAGCGUUACUCACCCAGACGACUUGUGUGUCCUUGAAGUCUUACAAACAUGUGCAUUUCCUUCCUCAAAAAACAUUUGCGAAACUGAUUUUCAUUCCAGGAUUGCUUAUAUCCAUGUUAGCGAGCUCUCAGUCUUCUUCUUGCGUUUGUUUUUUUUGGCACAUUGCAGCAUAUCCCGGUGUGUUACUGUCACCUGUUGAUCAGUGUGACACCAUCAGUAGAGCUGAGUUUUACUAGAGGACUAAAACUCCACAGGAAACAUUAAAGUAACAUUUGUGUAACACAUUGAUGAGUUUGUAGACUGGAUCUACUGCCACACAUUUAAUUUCAGAGGAGCUGUGCUUCAGUGAAGAAUGUGAAAGUGUCCGGUUUAUUAUUAUUAUUAUUAUUUUAAUGAUUCAUUAUCUUUCUUGUGCAUGAUACACUAAACUAUCUUUAUCACUCUAUACUGUGGUUUUAUGGACAUGUUGAAAACAUAUACAUUGUUUUAGCUGAUUAGGCUCUAUAUCAUACUAAUGAUGUAUGUGGUGCAUUCAGGGACCUUGGGAGAUGUUAUGCUUUUAGAUUGGAACUUUUUUAUGUGAACAAAAGGUUUUAAUUUUGGAUGUGUACUUUGUACUUGUUGUGCUAGAUGUCUCGACUGUUGGCUGAUCCAAGGGCUGAUACAUGUUAAGUGGCACCCAAUGUCCCACUGAAUGAUAUGGGGACAUUUUAAUAAAAGCAUUUCUUGAAA